UGGUAGUGGUGGUGGGUGGGUGGACAUGCUGGCGGGAGGCAGAGCCAUCAAUUCCGUCCCGUACGCACCGCCGCUGUGCAAGACAGAGAGACCCGCGCGGCGAAGUCAGUGAUGCGUGAGCCACGUCACGGCCACACUCAGUCACCGCGCGUCGCGUAGCCUUCGCUGCACACGGGCGGCGCCUCGCCUCCACCAGCCGGGCCACCACCUCCGCCACGGGACGAUGAGAUCGCUGCCGGGCGCUGGGGCCAUCGUGGCCAGCGACCCAGCGCGCCGGGAGGUCGCGCUGGGACGGACUCAGUGGCUGGCGGGGGCUCUGGCGCUGCGCUUUGGCUUGGACCGAGGCGUGGAGAACGAGGUGGCCGUGCUCUCCACGGGACUGGACCAGUACCUGCAGGAGACCUUCCACCACCUGGACUACCGCGGCCGGGGCACGGUGGAGGCGCAGGACUUCAGGGCACUAUGCGAGCUGAUCGGGGUCGGUGGGGCGCGCGGGAUGAAGGGCGAGAAGCAGCAGCAACAGCAGCAGCAGAAGCAGCACGAGGUGCAUGAUGGAGAUGCCGAGGGGAAGGAGCGGGGGGAGCAGGAUGGAGAUGCCAAGGAGAAGACGAAAGAGGAGGAGGAGGAGGCGCGAGGGGUCUUGGAGGAGCUGCCCGAUGAAGUGUCCUUCGAGGAGUUCCACGCGCGCCUCUGCGGCUUCUUUAGCGAGAAGGGGGGCACGGUGCGGGAUUGGGGGUGCUUCACUCUUGCGCCCGCAGGAGAGGAGCGCGUGCACGUGGAGGCGCGCGUAACCAGAACCGGGCCGCUGCGACGCAGGAUGACCACCACCACCACCGCCGGCAUCACCAGCAGCAGCACCCCCACCUUGAGCAUAAGCACCAGCGGGAGUAGCAGCAGCAGCAGCAACAGGCGCAUCAACGGUAGCAGCAGCAGCAGCAAGGUUGUGUCCUUCGACCUCGAAGGCAGCGAGAGACUCGCAAAAGCGCGCACGUUCCCUGCUCCGCAGCGCGCCGCGCGCUCCUCCUUCGCCCCCUCCUCGUCCUCCUCCUCCUCCGCGUUCUCCUCGCCGGCCCAUUGCGACGGAGGCCGCUGCUGCGAGCUCGUGGUGUCGCUGGAGCAGUUGGAGGACGAGACGGAGGCGCUGCGCGACGAGAACGAGGCGCUCCGGGAGAUCGCCGAGGGGAUGCGCUGCGCCCUCCAGCGCUCGGACGCGCGCUGCCUGGCGCUGCACGUGGCGCUGGCGCGGAGCCACGGCGCGCACGACGGCUGCUUCCUAGCGCGGGGGCACCCCGAGGGCGAGACCCUGGCAGCCGGCAACGGGACGAGCGAGGAGGCUCCGAUGGGCGCCACGGCGGGGUGGCCCGAGAGGAGAAUGGUCCUGAGGGAGCUGGAGCUCUUGCGGGGCUCCAGGGACCGGCAGGUGGCCGAGGCAGCGAGAUUCUGCCGGGCGCUGGAGUCGGAGCUGCGCGCCGCUCGCAUUGCGAUGAGCCACGUGCAGGAGAGGCACUGCGCUCAGCUGGCCAGGCUGCAGCAGGAGGCGGCUGUGGCCCACGGCCGCUGGGCGCGCGAGCGGGCCGAGACGCUGCGGCGGGCCGAGGAGGCGCGCCGCCACUUACUAGCGGCGCUGGCGCUGCCCGGGGGCGAGCGGAGGGCACCCGUGGGCUCCGCGGGCUCCGCGGGCAGCAGCGAGUGGAGGAGCGGCGGCGGGCAGCGGCGACGGGAGGGGGUCCUCGGUGCCAGGCCCACGAGCGGGAGCAGCAGCGAGGUUGACGUGGACGGGAGGACGGACGAUGAUGUCACCUCGUCGGAGUGCUCGUUAAGUUGCCCGUCCUCAGUGGGAGUUGGAGAGGACAGGAUGGCUCGCGCGGUGGAAGGGAGAGCCUCCUCCGACGAGGAGGAAGGGGACCCGGCCUCUGGUGCCCAGAGAAAACCCCUGUGCUGCUGCGGGAAGGGGUGCGACGGUGCGAUGCCCCGGCGCACCGGAACGGAGGACGGCCCGGCAGCAGGGUCGGCACAGGGCUCGUCACGGUCCGAGCUCCGGGACAGAUUGGAGAAGCUCCGCAAUGAUUUGGCAGAGAAAGAGAGCGAAUUAAAGGAUCUGGCGAGCGAUCGCGACGGAACGAGCGUGGCCGAGGAGUCUCCCGCGUGGCACGGGGACGAGAGCCGCGUGGUGGCGGCGGCGGCGGCGGCGGCGGCGGCGUCACCGGCGGCCUCGUCCCGCGAGAGCGCGGAGAGGCUGCUGGCCGAGCUGCAGCUGGUGGAGGCGGAGAGGGUGCGGCUCUCGCUGGUGGAGGAGACGCUCGUCGACGUCGUGACGCUGCUGCGCCAGCUGCGAUCUCGGAAUAUUUCAAACCGAGUGCUCGGGCGGACCCUGCUGGAUUGUCUGGACUCCUGCAAAGACUCGCAGCAAGGUCCCAAUCAGGCACUGGAGAUUCUGAACCGGUUCGGGCUCGAGCUGCAGUCACGUGACCUGCUCACGGGCAUGCCGAUCGACGUCCACUGCCAGCCCUCGUCCGCAGCCAUCGCUAGAUCGUGCUGAGACUGGUGGUGUCACUUGCGGGUGUGCAGGCUUUGCAACUGCACCCGGCUCCGCUGGCCGGAGGGGUCAAAUCCACCAAGGCUACGAAGAAGGGUGGGACAAAUUGGAUGACAGGGCAGGGCCCCCAUUUUCAUUUCUCACACCGCAGGGCCCAUGCCAACCAUUGCUGCGCCGCUGGCUGAGACUCGUACCUAUCAAGGUGGCAAGGACCCUUUGUCACCACUGAGGGAGAGAGGCCGGUUCGUUUCCUGAAGCGUGCGUCGUCAGAGGCAUGCGGAGUGGCUCAGAGGUGAGAGCGAUGAGUCAGCUCCACCCGUGUCAUGGGUUCAAAGCCAGGUGCCUGUGAAUAAACCGGGUUCUUAAGUGUAGUGAGUUGAUGGGCUCAGCCCGGCCACCAAUAAUUGCACUUUUUAUUUACAUUAAUAUUGGUUCUGUACAUAAUUUGGCGAGAUUCUAGUCCUGCAAUAAAAAAAGAUGGUCGAACUGUCAUAUCACAAGCAUUACUGUCAAGGGCAGAGCAGGUGGGAAAGUGCUGCUCCCUUCAGUGCUGGCCAGAGGCCACUUAAUAGGAUCUCAGAGGCAGCUCUGUGAUAUCCGCUUCCGUGGGCCAUUCUCCAACGAGAAGGGCUGAGUUGCUCUGCUAACAAUCUGAACAAAUGCUCCGUGGAUUAGGGGUAACUUUAGGGCACCUCAAAGGUGGCUCUGUGAUAUCCGAUCACGGCGACCGUCGCACUGCUCUUGCCAGAGAUCCGAUAACAUCAGCAAUGGGGCAAAACAACUAUUGCAACAACGGCAACAAAAUUCACCCCGCAAAAAAAAAAAAAACCCGCACGCGCCUUCACGGAAACGACGCGCCCAACUCCGGCACCGCUCCGCCCCGAAUCCUCCCCACAGGCGGCCGCGAUGCCCCCGCAUGAAUAAAACAUCGCGUCUGCAUUUCAAUUUCACCGAGUGCCUAAUUUGCCCCGUGGCAGUAGUUGCCGGCGGCGGCGCCGUGAUCAAUAAUUGAUAGGAACUCUUUGUCCUUGCAGCUGCAGGCGCAGCCACUGGCGCUGCCACUGCCACCCCGCUCCGCGGCAAACGUGCACCACGUUAAUAAUAAUUCACGUGCGGAAGCUCUUUGGGGGCUUGUGGAAGAAUCCCGCGUCCCGCAGUCGGUAUUUUGUAGUUUUUUUCGUGUUCGCGCCGUGUGGCUCUCCGUUGUGAGUUUUCGGGUCGCGCCGUGCGUUUGUUGUUUGGCAACGCAACGGACGUCACAGAGCAACGACUUCUGGAGAUGUCUUCAAGUGCCUUAGGUGCCGCUACUUUUCGGGCCGCUCUACCGCCGGGACUAAUGCUCAUCGUACGCCAGUCAGACCGAUACUUUAACAUUCUCGAGAGUUGUAGCCGAAUUAAGUGGACAACCGAAUUGAAUGCGUUCUCUGUUGUUGUCAUUAGAGACCAGGCAAAGAUCAUCGAUUGUAUUUAGAAUUAUAUUGUGACGUACAGUAUGCAAUUAUUUAUUAUAUAGUAUUAACUAUACAAGGGUUCGUUUGAGGGUUUGUUCGUUGGUUCAAGGGUCGGCCAGAGAUACGUUCAGUGAGCGUGAGAGACAGAUCGAAGGUCAGCCACAGUCUUUGUUGGUGGGUUCAUGGGUCAGACCGAAGGUACGUAGGUUCAAGGUUAAGCUUGAGGGCCAGUUUCAGGGUAACUUUGAGAACCCGAUUUAAUCACAGGUAGGUGCCUAGAAUCGUAUGCAGGAUCACUGCGGUUCCAGCUCACAACUCUCACCUCUCGGCCAUCCGGUCACAUCUAAAGUUACACGUUUUUAAACGUGUGACUGGGUCGGUGUGGCUCACUGUUUGAAGACAUUCGCCAGAUUUUAUCGAGGUCAAUUGGUCAAUUAAGCAUUUUAUUUAAACCGGCAGAGAGAGUGAGAGAGAGAGUCCAUUGGAGUGCAACGUGGGCGAAUGUUCCCUUUGGGCUCCGCUGGAAGUCUUGAGAUGCGCUCAAGUAGUUUCACUGUUUGGGAUCGUCCCACGGCAUUGUUAAAAUGUUACAAUGGAGUUACAGAUGCACUGCCCAAGGCAUCGCCCGACCGAGAAGGAGAACCUGUAUAUAUGUUGAACUUCUUUAACACCGUACGUAGCCAAUCGUGCUAAUCGGAGGUGCGGGGGAAGGACAAUAAACUAAACACAAACAGCAGUUCUAAAGAAAUAAUCCUGACCUGAACCACAUAGAGAUGAUGGUGACUUCUCGUGAUUCUGAUUGAAAGGCUGAACACAUCACGGGAUUAGCCCGAGUGAGUGAAUGAGUGGCUUGGAAACGCCCUGAUGUACGGCACCAUUAAAUCAUACAUCUUCUGAAAAAA
This is a messenger RNA of Petromyzon marinus (sea lamprey), 4889 nucleotides long. RefSeq names its product EF-hand and coiled-coil domain-containing protein 1. Gene Ontology annotation, molecular function: calcium ion binding. Lineage: Eukaryota; Metazoa; Chordata; Hyperoartia; Petromyzontiformes; Petromyzontidae. The record is from RefSeq and is a predicted model, not a curated record.